AUGAAACCUACUCCAGAAAAGGACCCUAGCCAUAAGAAUACACCCCCAGUCCUGCCGGCGGAUGAUGGCCCUCUACUGGACCUGAUGACCGAACAACCCCCUCCUUACCGGGGCCCAAACCCGGCACAGGAACCAGAGGAGGCAACCGCCAGAGGGGAACCCCAGGGAGAGCCCCCCUCAUCCCCGGUGGCGGGACGCUUAAGGGGAAGACGGGAAGUCACUCCCGACUCCACAUCCCAGGCCCUACCGCUACGGAUGGGGCCUGAUUGCCAGCUCCAAUAUUGGCCCUUUUCUGCGUCUGAUUUAUAUAAUUGGAAAAAUAAUAACCCUGCUUUUUCAAAGGAUCCCUCUAGGCUCACUGCAUUGAUCGAGUCUAUUUUAGUGACUCACCAGCCCACCUGGGAUGAUUGCCAACAGCUGUUCCAGACGCUGUUGACCACUGAGGAAAAGCAGCGGGUUGUCAUAGAGGCACGUAAAAAUGUUCCAGGAGACGAUGGACAACCCACCCAGCUGCCACACAGAAUAGAUGCGGCUUUUCCCUUGGAGCGACCGGAUUGGGACUUCUCCACUGAGCGCGGUAGGGAACGCCUACGUCAAUAUCGCCAGUUGCUCAUGGCGGGUCUCCGUGGGGCCGCAAAGCACCCAACUAAUUUGGCCCAGGUUAAAUUAGUGACUCAAAAGUCUGAAGAAUCUCCCUCUGCCUUCCUAGAAUGUCUCAAGGAGGCAUACCGUGUGUAUACUCCCUAUGAUCCAGAUAGUCCGGAUCAGGCAACUAAUUUAGCCAUGUCUUUCAUUUGGCAGUCAGCCCCAGAUAUUAGACGGAAGUUAGAAAGACUUGACAAUUUAAGAGAAAAUACAGUGCAGGAUUUGCUGAAGGAGGCAGAGCGGAUUUAUAACAAGAGAAAGACACAGGAAGAAAGGGACGAAAGGCUGAAGAGAGAGGCAGAAGAAAGGGAGAAUGUCAGGGAGUGGAAGAGAAAUAGAGUUUAG
Messenger RNA from Meriones unguiculatus (Mongolian gerbil), 990 nucleotides. RefSeq lists its product as uncharacterized. Gene Ontology annotation, biological process: virion assembly. Bases 1 to 990 code for a protein of 329 amino acids. The record is from RefSeq and is a predicted model, not a curated record. Lineage: Eukaryota; Metazoa; Chordata; Mammalia; Rodentia; Muridae. The transcript has a single exon.